Yamadazyma jaroonii is the source of this 1248-nucleotide messenger RNA. Lineage: Eukaryota; Fungi; Ascomycota; Pichiomycetes; Serinales; Debaryomycetaceae. The record is from the annotation of a GenBank genome assembly.
AUGACAACAGAUUCAUGGAAAUUAGAUGUAAUAGUAUUGGGAGGAGGAUUAGGUGGAUUAUCAUCAGCUUUAGCCAUGAGAAGAGCUGGACAUAAAGUAAGAAUUUAUGAACGUUACGAUUUCAAUGGAGAAGUUGGAGCAUCUUUGAGUUGUGCUUCAAAUGGAGGAUACUGGCUCAAUGAAUGGGGGGUGGACCCUUAUAAAGCUAAACCAGUCAUUUUGAAGAAUUUAAUCAGAAGGGACUGGAAAACGGGAAAAGUCAACGGAAUUUACCCAUUAGGUGAUUAUAAAGAGAAAUUUGGAUUCCCUUAUUUUAACUUCCAUAGGAUCGAUAUCCAUAGACUUUUGAAAGAAUAUUGUACAGGAGAAGGAGAAGGAAAACCAUGUGAAUUGUUCUUGAACCAUAAAGCAAUAAAAGUUGACUACGAAUCUGGUUAUGUUGAAUUUGAAAAUAGUGUCAAGACCACUGCCGAUUUGAUUAUUGCUGCUGAUGGUAUUAGAACCUUAACUAAACCACAAAUAGGUAUUGAGCCAAAGUUUAGAAAUAGUGACUCAUCUUGUAUCAGAAUUUUAUUCGAUACCAAGAAGGUUAGAGAAUUAGGAUUGAAAGAUUUUUCCAACAAUGAAGCUAUUGAAUAUUGGGGAGGUGAAACCAAAUAUAAGAUUGUGUUAUCACCAUGCGCAAACAAUGAAGUGAUUUCCUGCUACUGUUUCUAUAAGGCCCAUGAAACAGAUGUGAAGAAUGAUUGGAACAAUGAUGCUUCUGUUGAACAAUUGAUAGAAAAUUGUCCAGAUUUAGAUCCAGAAUUGGUUGAAUUAUUCUCUAAAUGUGGUUAUGAUAUCAAACAAUGGAGAUUAUAUGUUCACGAACCAUUACCUUACUUUGUAAAGGCUAAUGAAAAUGGAACUAAAGGGGUGGCCUUAUUGGGAGAUGCGGCUCAUGCAAUGAUGCCAGAUCAAUCUCAAGGAGCUGUAGCAGCAUUUGAAGAUGCUGGAGCUUUAGGUUACAUAUUUUCAUCCAAAUUUGAUUUGACCGUUGAACAGAAAUUGAAACUCUAUGAAUUAGAAAGAAAACCAAGGGUCACCAAAAUACAGGCUGCUUCUUUAAGAGCCAGAGAGAAUUUGAACGAGAGAAUAGGAUGGAGUUCUAGUGCUUCUGACAUUAAACCUGAAGAUAAGUUAACUAUUGAUGAAGUGUGUGGAUAUGAUAUGAAAAGUCAUAUUGACGAGUUAGCCAAAGGGUUGUGA